Molecule: messenger RNA, 432 nt
Organism: Symbiodinium sp. CCMP2592
Lineage: Eukaryota; Dinophyceae; Suessiales; Symbiodiniaceae
Source: the annotation of a GenBank genome assembly
AUGGUGGUAGCCGAGCUGUUACGAGUGAAUGCACCCGGCAUGCUUACGCUAGCGGUUCUCCUUCUGAUCUUCAACGACAAGAUCCCCAAGACCAAGGACCGCGACUUUCUUGAAAUCUUCGCUGGCAAAGCCGAGUUAUCCGCAGCUCUUCGAAGGGCGUGCCUUCGUGGAGCAUCCGUCGACUGGGAGUUCGAUCGCACAGUUUGGAAUGGCAGCUUUUGGAUGGGCCAUUUCAAUGGCCCCACACCCAAGCGGCACAGGCAGUACACGAAGGAGUUCGGUGAGUUCCUCACGGAUCUUUUUACGAGGCUGAAGAAGGCCGAAAUGCCAAGAGUCAUCACCUACCUCAACUCGAAGCACCUCAAGCCGCCCGGCCUCUGGGACACCUGGCACGCAGAGAUGAAGACUGCAAGUGUCAGCUUAAGCCCAUAG